Messenger RNA from Mucor mucedo, 405 nucleotides. RefSeq lists its product as uncharacterized. The record is from RefSeq and is a predicted model, not a curated record. NCBI's taxonomy places the organism in Eukaryota, Fungi, Mucoromycota, Mucoromycetes, Mucorales, Mucoraceae. The transcript is spliced from 2 exons. The coding region runs from base 1 to 405 and encodes 134 amino acids.
AUGGAUGUAACAUUACAGAAACGAGGCUCAACAUUUGCUACCAACACAGAACAUACACCAGCAUUUACUACUGUUCAUAUCAUUGCUGCUGUCAUUGGCAUAGUGGGAGCCAUCGCUGUCACCAUCACAAUUUUUCUAUACUGCAAAAAGCGAAAACACGAUAGUCUAUUAAAGAUCAAGUCGGACAUCGAGCAAGAUAUGUUGCAACGUGCUCCUGCCACAAGGUUUGGGCAAUUUGCUACUGAUUUUGAUCAUUCUUCUUCUGCACCCGAACAAGUUACUCGGGUGAGUCCAAUGAUGCAACAACAUCAAUUACAGAUCAAAUUACUACAGGUGCCUACUCAUAACAGAACACUUUCAUCCUCCAACACUGUCGUACCUCCACCACCACCCUAUCAACCAUAA